Messenger RNA from Brassica oleracea var. oleracea, 1041 nucleotides. Its product is annotated as cathepsin L. Gene Ontology annotation, molecular function: cysteine-type peptidase activity. The coding region runs from base 68 to 940 and encodes 290 amino acids. Lineage: Eukaryota; Viridiplantae; Streptophyta; Magnoliopsida; Brassicales; Brassicaceae. The record is from RefSeq and is a predicted model, not a curated record. The transcript has 6 exons. Gene Ontology annotation, biological process: proteolysis.
UGAUAAAUCUGGGGAUUUGUGUGUUUACUUUUUUCAUCGAAAACAUAGAGUUCCAAGAAAUAAGCGGAUGGACAGUGAUAGCGAGGACGUUGAUGGUGUAGGGUGUGGCGGUGCCGGUGGUGGUAUAGGCGCCGGAGGUAUUGGUGCUGGAGGAAACCGAGGCAAGAAAGGUUUAAAUCCUUAUAAGCAUGUGGCGGCAGAUAUAAGAAAAGAACGUCCUCCCCCACAAGAUGAUUUGCCUCCUCCACCACUAAGGGUUUUCGCCGAUGGGAGCCAGCUCCUUUUUGAUUGGCGUCGGAUACACCCAUCUUUGCUUUCUCGUAUUGUUUGUCAAAUCACGGAUAUCUGCUGGGCUCUGGUUCUUGGUGGGAUUCUUCAGUUCGUCUUUAAUAAGGACCGUGGUCACAUUAGUCGGCACAAAGAACUUGAUAUAGAAGGUUUUUCAAAAAAGGUGAAAUUCGGAGAUAAAGGAUAUGAACAUCGUAACAAUGUUGGUGGAAGUUACAUGGCUGUGGGAUCAUUAAAAAGUGCAAUGAACCAUGUGCUUUCUGAAGGAAUAGAGAAAAAGAAUGACAAGAAGAAAGAGAAGACAUUUAAGUUAAAGGGCUCUUUUCGUUCAGUGAAUGGUGCAACUCCACAAUACAUCACUGAAUUGAUGGAAGCUAAGGGUCCGGUUGGUUUGACGCUUGACUUGACCACUCCACUUUCAUACCUUGGAGAUGGAAUUUACAGGGUUCCCAAGCCAAUAGAAGGAAUCAAGAGGCACGUAGUCAUGAUCGUGGCACAUGGAUUAACCUUAACGGAAGAAAUAUUCUUUGAGGUGCAAAACACGUGGGGGACAGAUUGGGGAGUCAAUGGACAUGGGAGGAUCAUCAUCACUGGAUCUACAGAUGACGUUUUUUACCUGGAUGAGAUUAUUGAGAAGAAAAAGAAGAAGUAGAGUAAAGUCAAUCUGCAUGAGUUGUUUAUAUGUUAGAUCACCAUGAAAAACUUGUUUCAUUUUACUCCUUUUCUAUUAAUGUCUGUUUUGAACUUAUGAAA